AUGCAGCGAUCUUCAACAAGAUACACCACGUGGGAGGCUCUUGCGUUGCAUGAGUCCGUUCCUGCAGACCGCUGGUGCGUUACUCGCUCAGACCUGAAAUACUUGCGGCAUGAAGUUCGGAAGGCUAUUCAGACUGGCGAGAUUCGCCCGCCAGAUGACGGCUCUGACGCUUUUCAUGUGUCUGACAACGAGUAUGGGCCGAGCAUUUACACCGUGAACAUGCAGCACAUCAUGCCCGUGACAGAGAAAGCCGGCAAGGUUAGCUGGGCUUUGAUGCGACACCCGGAUGGCUUGGAAUGUGACUUGUUCAUCAGUCACGCCUGGCAAGAAGGUGUGUUCGAGUUCCUGUCCAAAGUCUUACAUUCCUGGCCUGUACGUGAGCGCCAUGCCUGGUGCUGCAUGCUGGCCAACCCACAGAAUCUGGAUAUUGGAGCAUUGCUACAGUCUCCUAGCAGCUCGCCCUUUGCGCUAGCCCUGCGGGCCUCCAGCCACGUGCUUGUGGUGCCCAACCGCCACUGCAGCAUCUACACGAGGCUAUGGUGCAGCUAUGAGGCAUAUGUUGCUCAAGAAGCUGGCAAGACGAUCCUCAUUGCUAGAAAAUCCAACAGGAGACUUUUGAUUGCUGCCAUGGCUUGGACCUUGUUGACAGGCCUG
Symbiodinium necroappetens is the source of this 654-nucleotide messenger RNA. NCBI's taxonomy places the organism in Eukaryota, Dinophyceae, Suessiales, Symbiodiniaceae. The record is from the annotation of a GenBank genome assembly.